AUGUUAAGGAUACACUAAGUAAUUUAUUAGAUAAUAUUGGACAUUAAAUAAAAGAAAAUUAAAACGAAUUAAAUUACAACAGAUUUAUAAGGAUAAAUCGUAAAUUUAGAAGAAGACAUUCAAAUUCUAUCAUCAAAUUAUAAAGAAAUUUAAGAGUUCAAUAUUCCUGCUUAAAGUAUAGAUAUGAGUAAAUUAUCUUAGUUUUUGAUUCAAUAAAGGAUAUAAUUAUAAAGUUCUUAACUUUUUAAUUAAAUUAAUUAAUUAAUUGAAAAUAUAGAGCAAUAAUUAUUAAUUAGCUAAGAUUCAAAAAAUAAAUAAAUUGAAGAAUAUGUAAAUUAUUACUAUUAUUUAGAAAACAUCAUCUUUAAAUUAAUUAUGUUCUAAACAUAAUUAUUAAUUUAUAUCUGUUAAUUUAAUUUAAAUUAAGUCUAAAAAUGAAAACUUGAAUAGAUUGGCUUGUAUUAAAUGUAUUUAAGAGAUUCCUAUUUAAUAUGUUACAUUAAGUGAAACAAGUAAGAGAUGA
This is a messenger RNA of Paramecium pentaurelia, 523 nucleotides long. The record is from the annotation of a GenBank genome assembly. NCBI's taxonomy places the organism in Eukaryota, Ciliophora, Oligohymenophorea, Peniculida, Parameciidae.